AUGAACUCCGAUCAGCUGGUUCACAGAACCCACCACACCCACAAUGAAGACCUCCUUCAACACAACCCAUCACCUCUCCAAAACAAAACUCGAAACCUCUCCACGAACCCAAUCCGUUACAUGCUUCGCGAGCAGCGCUUCCUCUUCGUCCUCAUCGGCGUCGCCAUCGCCACCCUCUACUUCUCCGCCUUCCCCUUAUCAAACCCCGAGCUAGCCUCCUCCCCGAUCCUCCACGACCCGACCCGAGACCUGAGUUUCUCUUCCGGGUCGGUCCUGCCGACCCGGAGGGUAUUGCUGGAGGGUCUGAGGUCGGUUAACGUGGGCGGGAAAGUGCCGCUGGGGCUCAAGUCGAAGAACCAGAGGAUUGUGGUGACUGGUGGGGCCGGGUUCGUGGGGAGCCACCUUGUGGAUCGUCUCAUUGCGAGAGGGGAUAGUGUGAUUGUGAUAGAUAAUUUCUUUACGGGUCGGAAAGAGAACCUGGCGCACCAUUUCGGUAACUCCAAGUUUGAGCUGAUCCGACACGACGUCGUUGAGCCGAUUCUGUUGGAGGUCGAUCAGAUCUAUCACUUGGCUUGCCCGGCGUCUCCGGUGCAUUACAAGUUUAAUCCGGUCAAGACUAUUAAGACGAAUGUGGUGGGCACAUUGAACAUGCUUGGACUAGCCAAAAGGGUCGGGGCACGCUUCUUGCUCACAAGUACCAGUGAGGUCUACGGUGACCCUCUGCAGCAUCCCCAGGUUGAGACUUACUGGGGCAACGUCAACCCCAUCGGUGUAAGAAGUUGUUAUGAUGAGGGAAAGCGCACAGCAGAGACAUUGACCAUGGACUAUCACAGAGGCCUUGGCAUUGAGGUGAGAAUUGCCAGGAUUUUCAAUACUUACGGACCACGAAUGUGCAUCGAUGAUGGUCGUGUUGUUAGCAAUUUUGUAGCUCAGGCACUGAGGAAGGAGCCAUUGACAGUUUAUGGUGAUGGCAAGCAAACCAGAAGUUUCCAAUACGUUUCUGACUUGGUGGAGGGACUAAUGAGGUUGAUGGAAGGGAAUCAUGUAGGACCUUUCAAUCUUGGCAACCCUGGUGAAUUCACCAUGCUGGAACUUGCUCAGGUUGUACAAGACACCAUAGACCCCAAUGCAAGGAUUGAGUUCAGGCCAAACACAGAAGAUGACCCCCAUAAGAGGAAGCCAGACAUUUCAAAGGCGAAAGAGCUUCUCGGAUGGGAACCUACUGUGUCUCUCAGGAAGGGACUUCCUCUCAUGGUUACCGACUUUAGACAGCGCAUAUUUGGCGACGCCAAGGACAACCUUGCUACUGCUGCAGCUUAA
Molecule: messenger RNA, 1320 nt
Organism: Fragaria vesca subsp. vesca
Lineage: Eukaryota; Viridiplantae; Streptophyta; Magnoliopsida; Rosales; Rosaceae
Product: UDP-glucuronic acid decarboxylase 1-like
Exons: 7
Coding region: 1-1320 (439 amino acids)
Biological process (GO): D-xylose metabolic process
Cellular component (GO): cytoplasm
Molecular function (GO): NAD+ binding; UDP-glucuronate decarboxylase activity
Source: RefSeq, a predicted model, not a curated record